Messenger RNA from Trematosphaeria pertusa, 2231 nucleotides. RefSeq lists its product as uncharacterized. Gene Ontology annotation, molecular function: zinc ion binding; DNA binding. The transcript has 4 exons. Bases 291 to 2165 code for a protein of 624 amino acids. The record is from RefSeq and is a predicted model, not a curated record. Gene Ontology annotation, biological process: DNA-templated transcription. Lineage: Eukaryota; Fungi; Ascomycota; Dothideomycetes; Pleosporales; Trematosphaeriaceae.
CGCGAACCGAUCGAGCAGAACCGUCUCUCUAAACUGGAGGAAGAAGUUGCACGAAUAUCUCGAGAAGUUGAAAGCAAGUCGCCAUCUCGCGAACCCUCCCUCACCCCUUCCCCAGUUGAGGCCAGUGAAAGCAGGGCCCAUAUUGCUCAAGGGAGGUUGCUGAAGGGUCCGGUCACGAGUUAUCUUAGUCCUUUUUCAUGGGCGGCGGCGGCCGAAGAGGUGGGUGAAGGACCCGAAUCGUUCCAUAGCCGAAACCGACUUACCUACAAUAGGUCCUCGAUCUCGAUGCAAUGCUUGCGGAUGAUUCCUCCGUGGUCAGUGAAUUGGAGUCCACUAUUCCGGAUAUUGCAGUGGGCGAAGGCCUGUUGACAGUCGUGGACGAACCACUACACGAGAUGCUUCUUGGUAUCUUCAGUCACCGAGUGGACCCCCUGGUCCGUAUCAUGCACUGGCCUUCCUUUCUGAGGCGAUGCCGCGCCCUUUGGCAGACUAGGCACCGGCAAAUUCAGAGGAAUCCUAGGUCCCAUCACACGAGUCCUUACCUCUCGGCCAGGGCCUUCGACCCAUCCCACCAAAGGUCAUAUGUCGACCCUUCUCUCGUGGCCUCUCAAGUUCACGGGCUAUCCGCGGAUUACAAAAGAGAUGAUUCUGCCUUUCUGGCCCUUCUUUGUUCCGUAUACUAUGCUGCUGUAAUCUCCGUCAUCAACAGCCCAAACCCGCCAAACCUGGGUCCUAACGUCAACAUCGUUGAUCUUCUGGGAACUCUACGCACAGAAGUCUCUGGGAGGGUCAUGUCAGUAGAAGCGCAGCUUCCGCGGUCAGAGUCGCUAGAGAUGCUCCAAGCAAUGAUCCUAUAUCUGUCUGUAGACAGCAUCGCUUCUGACCCACAUCUCAAGUGGGUGCAGGUCGGUGUGGCUAUUCGGAUGGCUAAAGGGCUGGGUGUUCAUCGCGAUGGCUCACACUUCGCCCUUCGGCCCAUUGAGAUCGAGACACGACGUCGCUUAUGGGCACAUCUCUGCAUACUCGAUGUUAGAAUCGCUGAGCAGCUAUGCCGCGAACCUACGAUUACCCCAGACUCCUACGACACCGCUUUGCCUUUGAGCAUCAGCGAUCAGGACUUGGCCGACAUCGACCAGCAGAGCAACACAUCCGGGAACGAUGGUGAAAGGAACUUUAAAAGCCUGCAGGAGGUUGAGCAAGCGCAAGAGCACCACACACCAUUCUCGCCGCUAACACUUCUAUUGAUCGAAAGCGAGAUUGCAAAACUACAGCAGCAACUCCUUUGUUUCCACUAUCGCUCUGGAGAUAUACAUUUUCGACAAGAUCCGCCCGGCGCGUCAAACCGACUAGCCAGUCUCAUAUCCUCCGCUGACAGGGCACUGGCUCAGUGGCCCGACCGGCUCGAAUCGCGGUUUGAAUCGAAGUACAACAUAAGCGAUCUAGAAAUUUCCGAUCCUAUACAGUAUCUGGCCUCAGAAUUAUGCCAUAUCAAUGUCGCAAAAGCGAAGUUUGUUGCAAAAUUAACGCAGUGGAAAGAUAUAUCAGGUAGCACACCGGACCCCACGAAGGGCUCCGAGAUUGUCAGGACCUUCCACGAGGCGCUCUUCUUGUCCACUCGUUGCACCGCUCUUACGCACCAAUACUCGGGUUCUAUCUACGGUUGGUUCACGAAUCGCAUACGGGAAAUUUACUCUUCUUCAUUCCUUGUCCUGGUUCUUGCCUCCGGCCAGCUCUUAAGUCAAGAGGAUACGAAUGCUGCUUGGGCAGUUCUAGACCAGCUCUUUCCGGUGGAUGCCACUGGCCAGUUGAUGGAACAUGGAUUAUCGCACACCUUAUUCGGCAGAGUGUUUCCACGAGCUAGAAUGAAGAGGGGGCUACAAGUAUAUGCCCCUCGCACCCAUCAACUUAGGGAUCAAGCCAUGCAUGCCGCUGCCGGAGAGGGAUUUCCGACCAACCUGGCUGCGCAUACUCCAGUGACCUCAACUACGAACCUUGGAAACACCGGCGCCUUUCAGUCCUCCGGCAACCUCUUUGAGGAUCUGGAUGCACUCAUGCAAGAUCCCAUGUGGCCUAGUGGGCUAGGGGGAAUCGACCAUAACUAUUGGUCCGUCGAUACCGCAUUCUGUACACAACCUCCCCUCGCGUUCUCACUCGCAGCCAUUUGAACCGUCACUGCCCUAUCACCGUCAGAUACCGCAACACAAGCAUUCGAACGUUCCGCAAUCGUUUAC